This is a messenger RNA of Vicia faba (fava bean), 315 nucleotides long. Lineage: Eukaryota; Viridiplantae; Streptophyta; Magnoliopsida; Fabales; Fabaceae. The record is from the annotation of a GenBank genome assembly.
AUGGCUUCAUCAUUCAUUACCCAAACUGAUUCAUUCAAGAUCAAAGGUUUUCAAACAUUAAAGGAAAGACCACUCCUUUUAGCCUUAUAUGGAAAGCUUGAUCCGAGUCUUCAGCUAGCUGGGAGUGUGACUUACUAUGGACAUGGAUUGAAUGAGUUUGUACCGCCAAGAACUGCUGCUUAUAUCAGCCAACAUGAUGUUCAUAUUGGAGAAAUGUCUGUAAGAGAAACCCUGGCUUUCUCAGCAAGGUGCCAAGGAGUUGGAUCACGUUAUGACAUGCUUUCUGAGCUAUCUAGAAGAGAAAAAUCAGCAUAG